AUGUUUUUACCACCAGUUCAACAUGGAGCAACGGUACUUAAUCGUGAAAUAUUCCGACGUACAGUUGAAGUUAUUGGAGUACGAGUACCUACAAACUCAGUAGCAAAGUUCUUAAAAGUGUUAAACAAAGAUUUGUUCAAUCAACCAAAACUGAAAAAUGUUGUGAACGAUCCCGAAUCAUCGAAUACAAAAAUUGUCUUGUUGAAUCCUAAGGUUGAAAGUCUAGAACUAGACAAUAUAUCUAGCGAGACUAAAAAUUUCAUAAAUAAUGAAGGACUUGGUAUCAUACGGCAUUCAGUUGAAUUGAAUUAUGAUUAUUGGGGAGCUGACGAUAUAAUUAAAGCAAUAUUACCAAGUGGUGUUGAAUCACCAACAUCGUUUACGCAGAAAAAUCCAAAGAUCACAACCGUUGUCAAUAAGACAGACACGAUAGACACGACCUAUCGAUUUUUCAAGAUGGAAGUUUUGGCAGGAGAAAAUAAUAUGAUUGCAGAAGUGAAAGAAAGUAAUUGUAGAUUUCGCUUUGAUUUCUCACAAGUGUAUUGGAAUUCGCGAUUACAUACUGAACAUAGCCGUUUAUUGUCAUUGUUUAAAAAGGGUGAUUAUAUAUGUGAUGUGUUCGCUGGUGUUGGCCCAUUUGCAAUUCCAGCCGCUAAAAAAGGGUGCAUUGUGUAUGCAAAUGAUUUAAAUCCUGCAUCAUAUCGUUAUCUUGUGGAAAACAUUAAAUUAAACAAAGUACACGAUAAAGUUUAUCCAUAUAAUUUGGAUGGAAAAUUAUUCAUAAGCAAGGCCGUGCUGGAUCUACAAAAAGCAUAUGAUGACAAUGCAGAAUCAUUUAAAACAUCAAAAGUAAAAAGUAAUUCGACAUUACAAAAACAGAUAUCUUGUAAUUUCAAUCAUUUUGUCAUGAAUCUACCGGCAACAGCUAUAGAAUUUUUGGAUGCGUUUAAAGGCCUCUGGAAAGAUAAGGAGGCAUUGUUCAAAUCUUUAAAUUUAGAGCUACCAAUGAUCCAUUGCUAUUGCUUCUCUAAGAGUGAUACUCCCGAGCGCGAGACUGUUGAGCGGAUCAAUGCAGUUUUAGGUCAUCCUUUACAAGAAGAUACAUAUAAAAUUUAUUUUGUUAGAAAAGUGGCUCCUAAUAAAGACAUGUUUUGUGUCAGCUUCCGACUGAGCCACGCUGUUGCUUUUAUUCAUGGAAGUGAAAAACGUAAACAAGACGUUAUAAAUGAUGCACCUCAUGUAAAUGAUAGUGUAUCUGUUGAAGAUGACGAUAUUACUAAACACGUUAAAAGAUACAAAUUAGAAGAUCAAUAA
Messenger RNA from Dentiscutata erythropus, 1314 nucleotides. NCBI's taxonomy places the organism in Eukaryota, Fungi, Glomeromycota, Glomeromycetes, Diversisporales, Gigasporaceae. The record is from the annotation of a GenBank genome assembly.